AUGCAUCUUCACAGGAGGGAUCGAGCCAUUAUUGAAGGUAAUAUCAAACUAGAGAUUAUCCACGAAUCCAAUCCUUACUUCGCUGGCGAACCAAUAUGUUUGCUCAUACGCUUGAAACAUCUCGGCUCAGAGCAACAGAGAGAAACUAUAAAGAAGAAGAUCGAUGCUUUGGAACAAAAGAGGAGAGAACUAAUCGAUAGUUUGAACAAUGACAACGAAUCAAAGCCAUGGUUGGUGAAAACUCUUUGGAACACGUUCCACCAGGAAGAACGUUUCAAAGAUGAGUCCCUUCAAUCCCAGAUUGAUGGUCUUAAAAAGAAAUUGGAGUUUCACGAAGCUGUAGAUCUAAUGUCAUGCUUUAUGCAGAUCGUGGGACAAUGCUCUAUGGAUGAUGAUGUAAUACAUAUGGACUCGCUCUCUGUAGGAUCUAAAGGACCCCAGCUGGUAGGAAUUGGUUCCCAAAACACACAAAGUGGCGAAGAUGAUCCGCUUACCAGCAUCGUUUCUUCCUUUUUCAACACUAAUCUAGACGAAGAAUCGUUAAAGGCCUCUCCCCUUAUGUCUACCGAGACAAUCGACACGAAAGACUGGAUCAAGGUUCCGUUCCUUUUGAUUCCUCAAACUUUACUAUUCUCUGAACUGCUGUUACAACCAGGUGAAACUAGAGUAUUCAAAUUCAAUACCGAAAGAUUAAGAAAAGAUCUACCUCCAUCCUACACCAAUUCCGCCCAUUUCAAUAUAUCGUAUAUCACACAAUUGGGUAUUUCAAUUAAUGAUCCAAACGAAAUUCCUCAUCAACACUUUUUCAACUUCCCAAUAACCAUAUAUCCUUACGUCGAUAAGAAUAUUUGUCAGUACGAGAUGCCUCUUAAUAGGGAAUUGACUAUUAGCAGCCCGGGGAAAGUGCAAGAUAUGGGGAACUCUGUAAGGUAUACUAAGAACAGGAAGCGGACUAUGCAAUCUACUCAAAUAGAAGAAGAUAUCAGAAGGAGAAGUAUAUCAAUGAUUGGAAAGACUUCUGGUCCGUCUAUCGAGUCAAUGAAGAAUAAAUUCAAAGAAGUAGUAUCCAAGUGGGAUGAAAAAGAAGAUCCUGAACUGGCAAUGAACUCUUUGUUGGAACAUCAAUUUGAGAAAGAACAGCCAGCUUCCGUUCGAGUCAAUUUGGCUCAAUUUUUUUUCGAAGGCAAGCACGACCAUGAAUCUUUGACAGAGGAUCCUGAUUCAAAACUACUCUCUCAGUUACAUUCGCUACAAAAAGAAUAUGUGGUAAAAAUGAACGAGAAAUUCAUUUGUAACUUGGAAUUAUCAAAACCUGUUUACUCUAUUAUAGACCAGAUUGAUCUUACUUUAGAUUUCGAAAGCCCAGAAAAUGACCCAAGCUUCAAGGUAACGGCAGUAACCGCAUGUAUAGAAACGUUUGAGCUGAUAAAUCCGAAAUUUUCCACUGAACAGAAUGUAUCCAAGAAGAAACCAAAUGGAACUCUGAUUUAUGAGAGUCAUGCAACUAAUUUCGAUGAAUGUAAAAGAAUAUCCAUGAAACUUAUGCCCCAGUGCUCCCCAACAACUAUGAUUACAAGUCAGUUCAAAACAGAUAUUUUCCAAUUGAAAUGGAUGUUAACAUUUAAGUUCGUCAUGAUCCCAAUCUCUAGCGAGAAAGAGGAGUAUUUCUUAGACAAAACUUAUGAAGACAAAAAAGGCACGUUAUAUCAUGCCAAAAAAGAUAUAGAAGGCUAUAAUUUUGUUUUCCAUGUCCCACUUAAUGUACUACCAACUGAAAAGCAACUCGCUGGUUGGUAG
Kluyveromyces marxianus DMKU3-1042 is the source of this 1797-nucleotide messenger RNA. RefSeq names its product Rgp1p (gene RGP1). Gene Ontology annotation, biological process: retrograde transport, endosome to Golgi. Gene Ontology annotation, cellular component: Golgi membrane; Ric1-Rgp1 guanyl-nucleotide exchange factor complex. The record is from RefSeq and is a predicted model, not a curated record. NCBI's taxonomy places the organism in Eukaryota, Fungi, Ascomycota, Saccharomycetes, Saccharomycetales, Saccharomycetaceae. The coding region runs from base 1 to 1797 and encodes 598 amino acids. The transcript has a single exon.